Molecule: messenger RNA, 702 nt
Organism: Prionailurus viverrinus (fishing cat)
Lineage: Eukaryota; Metazoa; Chordata; Mammalia; Carnivora; Felidae
Gene: SNRPF
Product: small nuclear ribonucleoprotein polypeptide F
Exons: 5
Coding region: 1-642 (213 amino acids)
Biological process (GO): mRNA splicing, via spliceosome; spliceosomal snRNP assembly
Cellular component (GO): U1 snRNP; catalytic step 2 spliceosome
Molecular function (GO): RNA binding
Source: RefSeq, a predicted model, not a curated record
AUGGCGAUGGUUGUACAACAAUCAAAGGAGAACCCCCCGCCCGCCUCACUGGAGAGUUUCCCUAGCAAGGGCCCUGGAGCAAGUGGGGCUACAGAAGUUUCCCACAGGGCUGUGCGCGGCGCGGAAGGCUCAAACACUCACGCUACCGCUGGUUGCCAGGGGACACUUCACAGCCACCUCCUCCAAUCAGGACUCAUCUCUCUGUGCCCAAUCACAGAAGCCAAGAGAGCUGUAGUCGGAGGUGAAAGGUCACGCUGCUGUUUGGCGGCCAUUUCUCUGGAGGUUCCGCGAUUCGCGCCCAACUGUAGCUACUCCAGUCACGAGGGACGGACGACAGCUGGGUCGGCGGCGAGUGGCCUGCGGCAUUUGCUUAUAGUCGCGAUGAGUUUGCCCCUCAAUCCCAAACCUUUCCUGAAUGGAUUAACAGGAAAGCCAGUAAUGGUGAAACUUAAAUGGGGAAUGGAGUACAAAGGCUACCUGGUAUCUGUAGAUGGCUAUAUGAACAUGCAGCUUGCAAACACAGAAGAAUACAUAGAUGGAGCAUUGUCUGGACAUUUGGGUGAAGUUUUAAUAAGGUGUAAUAAUGUCCUUUAUAUCAGGGGUGUUGAAGAAGAGGAAGAAGAUGGGGAAAUGAGAGAAUAGCAUCUUUUGUGGGGAAUUUUUUUUAUAUAUAUUUCUAGACAAUAAACUUUUUUUUUUCAA